AUGCCAUCUAUAAAUAUGAAACUGGAGAUGGUGACCAUCAUCGCCUGCGAGGUAGAUACCGACGUGUUUACGUCCGACAAAAUGCAGGAGCGGUUUGAGGCCUUGUUCAGGAUCUAUGACGAGCAGACGUCCUUCCAGAUGUUCAAGAGCUUCAGGCGAGUCCGCAUCAGUUUCAGCACUCCGGAGGCGGCCGCCCGCGCUCGUGUCGAGCUCCACGAGACCGAGUUCAACGGGAAGCAGCUCGAGCUUUACUUUGCCCAGGUUCAGAACUCUGGGGAGGACAUAGACAAGUCGUACCUGGCCCCUCCCGCGCCCGUCAAACAGUUCCUCAUCUCGCCCCCCGCCUCGCCGGCCGUGGGCUGGGGCCAGAGCGAAGACGCAACUCCCGUCAUCAACUACGACCUGCUGUGUGCUGUGGCCAAGCUAGGCCCAGGGGAGAAUUAUGAGCUGCAUGCGGGCACGGAGUCAACCCCCAGUGUUGUAGUGCAGGUGUGCGACAGCGACGCCGAAGACGACAACAACGCCGAAGCGCGUCCCAAGCAGAGACAGCAGAUUGUCCAAACCCGGCGCCCCGAUGGACCACCGCAAGUCCUCAACUAG
This is a messenger RNA of Salvelinus namaycush (lake trout), 600 nucleotides long. RefSeq names its product calcipressin-2-like. The record is from RefSeq and is a predicted model, not a curated record. Bases 1 to 600 code for a protein of 199 amino acids. Gene Ontology annotation, biological process: calcium-mediated signaling. NCBI's taxonomy places the organism in Eukaryota, Metazoa, Chordata, Actinopteri, Salmoniformes, Salmonidae. Gene Ontology annotation, molecular function: nucleic acid binding; calcium-dependent protein serine/threonine phosphatase regulator activity. The transcript has 4 exons. Gene Ontology annotation, cellular component: cytoplasm; nucleus.